This is a messenger RNA of Cladophialophora carrionii CBS 160.54, 918 nucleotides long. RefSeq lists its product as uncharacterized. Lineage: Eukaryota; Fungi; Ascomycota; Eurotiomycetes; Chaetothyriales; Herpotrichiellaceae. The record is from RefSeq and is a predicted model, not a curated record. Bases 1 to 918 code for a protein of 305 amino acids. The transcript has a single exon.
AUGUCUUUCACAGCAAAUCCUCGAGCACCCAAGCCUGAAGACGUCGGAAUCGCCCAAGAACCAACAGGUGCAGUCGCUGCCGACUCCCUGGCAGCAGAGUCUCUGCAUAACAAGGGUGCGUUCGCCGAGAACACGAACGCAGCAGUCCUGGGCGUGAAGGGCAAUCAGUCCACUCUCAACAAUGCCGAUACCUCCGGAGCCACUGCUCUUCCUCCGGCUACUGACGGCUCCUACCGUGAAAAGAAAGAUGCCCUAGGCCAAGGGGCAGAUGUAAAAGGUGUCACGGGAUUGAAGUACCCAGAGGGUGCGGGUAAGGCACAAUUUGAUGGCCACCAUAGCGGCCAAGGUGCCUACUCCGGCGGCGGUUCAAGUGCAUUCAACCAGACAGGAGCUGGAACCGGGCUUGGUGGUUCGACUGGUGGACCGGCAGGAUCGAGUGAUUUCGGCGCAUCUACGAUGUCGUCGUCCGCAGGCGGUCCUGAUCAAUCUCAAAUCCGAUCUGGCGACGCAGCAACCAAAGGUACUUCUGGCACCGGUGGUGGCGCUGGAAGUGGUUCAGGUAGUUCAGGUCCUGCAGCAAGCCAAGGGAUUCGUCCUCACGUAGAUGCUGCACCCGGCUACGUUACCAACGUCACCGGUCAGGCCAUGUCCGACAGCACCUUCAAGCCGAAGGGUGCCAACCUUGAAGACGCCGACCAAUCGGAGAGCAUCCCAAAGACAAAGACCUUUACCGGUGCUAUCGGCACAGUGAACGACCCCGGCAGGCUUGCGGAAAGAGAAUUCGAGGGACGAAACGAGGAUCCGGUGGGUGAGCUUGGCCAGGCUGGUACAGAGGGUGGCCGGUCGAGACAGAAAGGUGAGGAGAGCCAAGCUGGUGAGGCCGGACAGUAUGGUGUCUUGCAAACCGAACGCGCAUAA